Molecule: messenger RNA, 429 nt
Organism: Cordyceps militaris CM01
Lineage: Eukaryota; Fungi; Ascomycota; Sordariomycetes; Hypocreales; Cordycipitaceae
Product: Glia maturation factor beta
Exons: 4
Coding region: 1-429 (142 amino acids)
Biological process (GO): negative regulation of Arp2/3 complex-mediated actin nucleation; actin filament debranching
Cellular component (GO): actin cortical patch
Molecular function (GO): Arp2/3 complex binding; actin binding
Source: RefSeq, a predicted model, not a curated record
AUGGCGUCCGAAUCUAGACUAUAUUCAUUCUCUGGCGAGACAAAAGAGCAUCUUCGCAAGUUCCGCCUGUCAACCUCCCGCGCCAAGGACCCCCAGGCCGUCAUUUACUUGGUCGACAAAAACACGCACGAAAUCCGUCAGGACGACGACAAGACAGUAUACAGCUCACUUGAGGAUAUUGGCGAGGAUCUUCCCGAUCACUCGCCUCGUUUUGUGCUGCUGAGCUAUCCCCUAACACUCAGCGAUGGCCGAGCCUCGGUGCCCUACGUUCUGCUGUACUAUCUUCCUGAUACCUGCAAUGCGGAAAUGAGAAUGAUUUACGCUGGUGCCAAGGAGCUUAUGCGGAGUACCAGCGAGGCAGGUCGCGUCAUUGACCUGGAAUCAAUCGAAGAACUCGAAAAUAUACCCAAAAAACUAGCCUCUGACUGA